Drosophila rhopaloa is the source of this 1851-nucleotide messenger RNA. RefSeq names its product L-threonine ammonia-lyase. The transcript has 5 exons. Gene Ontology annotation, biological process: L-serine catabolic process; L-threonine catabolic process. Bases 286 to 1695 code for a protein of 469 amino acids. The record is from RefSeq and is a predicted model, not a curated record. Lineage: Eukaryota; Metazoa; Arthropoda; Insecta; Diptera; Drosophilidae. Gene Ontology annotation, molecular function: L-serine ammonia-lyase activity; threonine deaminase activity.
CCGAUGAUGUUGCCAAAAAAAGGCCAAACAAGUACAAACGAGGCGCUAUCGAUGUUAUUGUUUCGUUCGCGGUUGCCAGAGCAGCUCUUAUCAGUUCGUCGUCAGGCCAGGCCCCAUAAAGUGACCAGCCGGCAAUUGAAUCGUAUUGCAAAGGUGCCGUUUUUACGACCCAAUACAGAGUCUCCCCAUCCAUGCGCCUAUAUAUACCAGUUCCGAUCGGUGUCGCAUUCAGCAGUAUUUGGCGAGCAGUUAUUGGCGGAGGUCCUCGAGUGAGUUUAAGGAGCAAUGUCCCAGGCAGUGAAGACGGAAUCGCCCAAGGAACCCAAUGGUUCGGCUAUUAAGGCCACAAAUAACACAGCUGUCAAUGGAAAGUUGGAGCCUCAGAAGAGACCCAGACAUGUUUCAGGAGGCGUUGAGGAAAUCAUCGAUCCCUUCUGCAAUCCGGAGCGACCUCAACGCAUAUCCUUCCACGAUGUCACUUCGGCUGCAUUUCUCAUCCGUGGCGGAGUGGAACGCACUCCCUGUCCGAAAUCCACAUCGUCGGAUCUAUAUGGCAUGGAGUUGUACUUAAAAAAGGAUUUCCUGCAAUACACGGGCAGCUUCAAGGAGCGUGGCGCACGCUAUGCCUUGUUAUCACUGACCGAAGAGCAGAAGCGAACCGGAGUGAUCAGUGCCUCCUUGGGCAAUCAUGCCCAGGCGCUGUGCUACCACGGCUGGAAGCUCAACAUCCCGGUGACCGUGGUGAUGCCCAAGGCGGCCCCUAUCAUGAAGAUCCAGAAGUGCCGCAACUACAAGGCCCGCGUCAUCGUGGAUGGUAACGACAUGGGCGAGGCCAAGUCCCUCGCCAUGCGGAUGUCCCGCGAGGAGGGUCUACUGUACGUGAAUGGCUAUGACCAUCCGCACAUCAUGGCCGGCCAGGGAACCAUUGGCCUGGAAAUACUGGAGCAGGUGCCGGAACCGGAUGCAGUGGUGGUGCCAGUCGGCGGAGGUGGCCUAAUUGCGGGAAUCGCCACGGCUGUGAAGGCACUGUCCCCCAAGACCAAGAUCAUUGGUGUGGAGUCGGAGAAGUGUGCCAGCUUCACCAGGGCCAUGGAAAACAACGGACCCAUCCACACGCCCAUCAAGAAUACACUGGCCGAUGGUUUGGCAGUACCCAAAGUGGGCUACAAUGCCUAUGCCACGGCCAUGCCCCUCAUCGAUCGCAUGGUGGUGGUCAAGGAGGAGUGGAUCGCAGUGGCCAUCCUCCGGCUGGUGGAGGAGGAGAAAUGCGUGGUCGAGGGUGCGGGUGGAGCAGGCCUAGCAGCCAUUCUAGCCGGUCAUCUGGAUGAGCUCAAGGGAAAGAAAGUUGUGGUUCUCCUCUGUGGUGGCAACAUAGACACCACCGUUUUUGGACGCUGCCUAGAGCGAGGCUUGGCCGCCGUGGGUCGUCUGGUGAAGUUCAAUGUGGAGGUCAGUGAUCGUCCCGGUGGCAUCAACGAUCUGUGCGCCCUGCUGGUCCGCGUGGGAGUUUCCAUCAAGGAUAUUAUGCACGAGAGAGCCUGGCUGAGGGAUGUGUACACCGUGGAAGUGAAGGUCGUGUGCGAAACAGUGGACUGGAGCCACAGCCUGGAAUUAAAGAACGAGCUGAAGAAGUUCUACUCCAAGGUGCAGUUCUCCGAUGUUCCAUUAGCCCUGACAAAUGAUUCCGAUUCGUAGGCCAAUCGUCUGUAUAGUACACAUAUGAUUUAUUCACUUCAGCAGCGCAGCAAAACUUAAAGCUUUAACUUAGAGCUUAGUUGUAUAAGUGUAAACAUAAUCGUAGUCGAAGUAGAAAUGUAAAUUAGGUGUAAAUAAAUAUACAUAAAAUACGAA